CACGAGUUUAGGCAACGAUAUCUCAAUCCACGUGAAGGGAUAAGGAAAUCGAGUAAAUCAUGUCGAUGAUGACUGUGGAGAGAGGGAACAGAAACGAGACCUGGAAGGAAGGGGCAUGCUGUAUAAAUAUCGCCACGACCAGCGAGAUAAGGAUUUUAAUGAAGUGCGAGGAGACGCGGCGCGCGAAAUGACGGCCAUCGGGAAGGAAGACGACGCCGACGUCGUCGAGAAAACGUCGCGGAAGACCACCGUGACGUCCCCGAUCCUGCAACAGAGCUGUAUAUUCGGGAUCAGGCACUUGCAGGUACUGCUGCUCUUCCUAGGCAUGACCAUCGGGUAUAGUCUCAGGGUUGGGAUGUCAGUGGCCGUGGUACCGAUGGCGAACGCGAGUUCCGCGAAUCCAGAUAUCGAGGAUUACGGUUGGAGUAAACAGGAGAAGGAUUUGGUACUUAGCUCGUUCUUCUGGGGCUACGUGGUGACGCAAGUGCCUAGCGGCUACAUCGCCACCAUCUGGAGCGGCCAGAAGCUCCUCGCCAUCGGGAUGCUGAUCUGCGGGAUUUUCAAAGUCUUAACGCCGAUCGUCGCCUCAUGGGGUCUGUGGGCCGUCCUGGUUUGCAGGGUAGGCAUGGGUCUCACUCAGGCUUGCCUAUUACCUUGCAUCCAAACCCUCCUCUCCAAGUGGGCGCCGCCCGCUGAGAGAGCACGCCUGGGAACAUUCGCAUAUGCGGGCGGCCAGUUCGGUACGGUGAUUACUAUGCCAAUUGCUGGACUUCUCGCUGCAUCGAGUGUUGGUUGGCCCAGUAUCUUUUACCUAUUUGGCGCAUUAGCGAUCAUUUGGGGCAUAGUGUUCUUUUUCUUUGGAGCGGACACGCCGUCCGAUCAUCGCAGUAUUUCCCAAGAAGAGAGGAUGUAUAUAGAAGAAAGUUUGAGGACAACUGAAACGAAAAAUGAUGACGAAGUUACGCAGAAGAUCAAAACACCAUGGAAGGAGAUCUUUACCUCGGUACCUAUGUGGGCUCUUAUAAUAGCCCACUGUGGCCAAAAUUGGGGCUAUUGGACCCUAUUAACGGAAAUACCAAGUUACAUGACAGGCGUGUUGAAUUAUAAAGUCGAAGCGGGCGGUGCAAUUUCUGCCUUGCCAUACUUGGUGAUGUGGAUUCUUAGCUUUCCCAUGAGUUGGUUAUCUGACUACGCGUUGGAAAAAGGUUCGUCCAGAGCUACAGUGAGAAAAGUUUCCAACACGGUGGCCCAUUGGGGUCCAGCUAUCGCUCUGGCAUGUAUGAGUACCGUACCCAGCGAGAAUGGUGAUGCCGUGGCCAUCACCAUCCUCGUUCUGGCAGUAGGUCUGAACGCUGGAUCUUUAUGCGGCUUCCAAAUCAAUCAUAUUGAUCUCAGCCCAAACUUCGCCGGGACCAUGAUGUCCAUCACUAAUUGCUUCGCCACUGUUACUUCCAUUAUCGCGCCGCUAAUAUGUGGCGUGAUCGUCUCCGAUGAGAGUAGCGUGUAUCAGUGGAACAUCGUGUUCUAUGUCUCAGCGGCGAUCUACUUUCUGGGUAAUUUGGUGUUCAUAAUAUUUGGUAAGGGCGAGAUACAAUGGUGGAAUGACCUAGAGGCACGAAAGCAGAAACCAGACGAAGAGAAUGAAACGCAGACCUGAAAUUUAAUGAAAUUAAUUUUGAUACUCUUGAAUUUUUGUAACUUGCCAUAGGACUAAUGUGCGACCAGUGUGAUUUAAAAUUAGUCUGUAAGCCCGAAGUUAGGACUGUAGCUGAUUUAUAUUAAAUUUAAUUUUAAAUGUACUUCUUAAAAUCGAAAUUAUGAGUACUAUAAAGUCGUUAUUUAUUGUUUCAUCGACGAAUUACUGUAUAUAUGUGUUACACCGGUGUGUUCACUGCCCAUUUCUUUCAUUCAUUAAUAUUAAAAUUGUUAUACUUCAUCAAUAAGUAAAA
Molecule: messenger RNA, 1949 nt
Organism: Solenopsis invicta (red fire ant)
Lineage: Eukaryota; Metazoa; Arthropoda; Insecta; Hymenoptera; Formicidae
Product: putative inorganic phosphate cotransporter
Exons: 7
Coding region: 116-1657 (513 amino acids)
Biological process (GO): transmembrane transport; monoatomic anion transport
Cellular component (GO): plasma membrane
Molecular function (GO): transmembrane transporter activity
Source: RefSeq, a predicted model, not a curated record